AUGGGUUUAAGAUUCAAAAAAAUCCACCUUCUCUCGUUGUUAACAAGCUCAACACUAUUAUUAAUAAUUGGAGAAUGAGCACUGCUAAUUGUGGGGAUCAUGUCUCCAGAUUGGACAAGAUUUUCUGUUAUGGAUCAAAAAUUUAAUUAUGGGCUUUUUGAUUGUGAAGAUUGCCCAAGCGAAUAUGCUCACACAAACUAUUCUUGCUUAUCUGAACUCACAUGUGACGACAGCCAAAAAUCAUCCCUUUGCGAAAAGGCAGUGGUUUUGAGCAAAAGUCGAUUGGUGUUACUGGUAUUUUUAGCGCUCGGGAGUUUUGUUUCUCUCUUACUAUUUGAAAGAUUAUUUUAUAUGGUCCUAAAAAGACCAUAUGGAGGUAUAAGGAUAUUUUAUGCUUUUUCAGUACUCCCAGCAGGGAUACAAAUUGUUGGUAUUAUGGUCUAUAUUUUUGUAAGUGGAGUCAGUGUGAGCAGUACGUGCAAUGCUUAAAUUUAAGAAACCACUUGUAAGUUACAUUUUUAUAGCCUCAACUAGGACACAGCUCUGAGUAACGGUAGGUAAGACUAGCCUGACUGUUAGACCUGUUUCAGUCUCCAAGCACCUUAGGAUCUCUCUGCCUGCAUCAGACUCAAUGCAGAUAUAGAUGCUGCCGAUGAUGGCGCAUUGAGCGCCAUCAUCGGGCAACUUCUAUAGCUUCUCUUUGAGCCGAGAUUCUCAGGAAAUCUAGGACUUCUCUUACUGAGCUCGGCUGUAGGAAGGUAGUACUACCCUUAAGUGCCAUUUUGUAUUGUGCUCGUGCAAUGAAAAGAAUGAAAUAUGCAGUGGAAAUGGCCUUUGGCUAGUGAUAGAGUCAAAUGCUGUUGCAUGGAUUUGUGUGGUUACUAGUAUUAUUAUUCUAAGGUCAAGAGAUAAAGGCAGAGAUAAAAUUAUAAGAGAGCCAUUAAACUUUGGAAAUUAUGGGUCUUGGUUUUCAUGAAAAGUGCUUCCUAUCCUUUUGUUAGGAAUUUGCUUUAUUGGAAUUGGAUAUGGGUGAAAAUGGGUCAGUUAUCACAGUCGGAGCAAAAUUUAUGGUAAUUUAGUAGGCAUGAAUCAAUACGAAGGGCAUGAUGAACUUGAUUAUAUGUGUAUAAGUGGUCCGAGAUGUGAGGAAACUCCUAAAUAUGCAAAUUCCAUUAGAAAUUGCAACGCUUUUCAUAAGUUAGGUAUUGCAAACUAUUACUACUUAUGAUUCACUUGUAUUUCAUAUAUAUUAUUGAUAAUGUGAAUAGAGCAUCUUAUAUUUUUAGCGCGAAAAAUAAAUUUUGGAAUCGUAUCCUUAAAUUAUUUUUGGCCAAUUUUAACCACUGUUAUUAAUCUAUGUGGAAAUAUGAGCUGAUUCAUAGUUUCAGGAGCUUCUUACAGCUCAACCUGCAAAAUUCAAGCUGGAGAUACCGAUAUCUCAUUUUGUGCAGAGCAAGGUCCAACUUUUUCAUUAAUAGGGGUUCUCUGUUUUUGCCUAUCUUCCUUCCUUUAUAUAGCUAUUUUUAGCAGAAGAACUAUUCCUGUACCUCUAAUCAAAUCUGAGCCUCAGCUGAAAAGAACAAAAAGUAGAAAAGUGUUAGACGAGUUUGUCACUAUAAAUAAAACUAUUGAUGAACUAGAUAACUCUGCAAGCGAAUCUUAUGAAGUUGAUAAUAUAAAUGGAACUAGACCCUGCACACAAGAAACUCUUGCAAAUGAAGAGCCAAUAAAAAUGUCAAUGACCUUCAGAAAUGUGAAUUUUCGUGUUGAAAAAAGUAUAGUUUAA
Blepharisma stoltei is the source of this 1786-nucleotide messenger RNA. The record is from the annotation of a GenBank genome assembly. NCBI's taxonomy places the organism in Eukaryota, Ciliophora, Heterotrichea, Heterotrichida, Blepharismidae.